This is a messenger RNA of Closterium sp. Naga37s-1, 2016 nucleotides long. NCBI's taxonomy places the organism in Eukaryota, Viridiplantae, Streptophyta, Zygnematophyceae, Desmidiales, Closteriaceae. The record is from the annotation of a GenBank genome assembly.
AUGGGGGGAAAGCAGCGUGGCGGCAAGGGGACAGCGGGCGGAGGGGAAUCAGCUGCGGCGGGGACGACGCGGGAGAAGGCGCGGAUGGCGGACGGUGCCGGGGAGAAGGGGCGCGCGGGGGGAGGCGCAGGGGAGAAUGGUCGUGGCGGGGAAGGAGUGGGGGGAACGGGGCGGGCGGCGGAGGUGGCGGAGGUGGCGGUAUCGCUGGGGGUGACGGGUCACGCGGGGCACCUCGAGAUCAUCGCCGUGGACCGCCACAGCUUCCCCCUCCACCCCCGCCUCGCCCCCCCGCCCUUCCUGCUCGUGCGCUCCUCCCCCUUCCGCUCCCCCUUUGGCCCCCCUUCCACCCACCCCACCUGGCCCCCCAGCGCUGCACGCAUGUCCGCCUCUCCCCCUUUCGCUUCCCCAUUGCUCCCCCCACUGCUCUCGUGCCCUCGUGCCGCCUUGCUCUCUUGCUGUGCAGCGUCCCUUACUUGUGUCACCUCCCGCCUAUACCACAGCUCUCUCCACGCCAUACCCCUCCACUCGGCCCUAUCCUGUCAACAUUCACAACCAGUCGUUCCAUUUCCCAGACACCCCAAGCCUCCCUUCCCCGAGCCUCUGGACGUUCGGGAGCUACCGGAGCUGUGCCCUCUGGCCGUGUGGGAUGACGUGGAGCGCCAGCUGGCGGUGGAGCCGCAGGAAGACGCCAUGUGGCAGUACGACUGGAUGCCACGUGGCGCCCUGUCAGCCGUGACACCUGGCGGGCUGGGCAGCGUGCUGCAGCCAGCGUGGCACCCUCCCUGGGUGGAGGAAUGGGGAGAUGGGGUGUGGGGGGAGGUUGAGGGGGAGGGGAAGGGGAUAGAGGAAAGGGAGGGCGUGGGUGAGGAGGAGGGAGGGGCGGUGAGGCGACCAGAGCUGGUGGACGAGCUGUUCUUCCCCCCGGGCACGUAUCUUGAUCUCACCCGCCCGCCCCCCUCCGCCCUAGAGCUCGUCCGUGGCACCACUGCUGGCGCCGCCCACCCCCUCGCCCUCUCCUCGCACCCACCUCCACACACUGCUGUUGCUGGGGGUGCAGCGGAGUUGCAGCACGGGGAGGGGCAGCAGGCGGGUGGGGGGAGAGGGGAGUCGGAUGAAGCGCUAGUGGCGCUGUUUGCGUACUUGGAGAGAGGGGCGGAAGGGGGUGGGGGAGGGGGAGCAGCGCAAGGAGAGAAGAGGGGCGUUGGGGACUCGUUGCUACUGCUGAGUGUGCCGCCCGGGCUCACUGAGGGUGGACGAUUCGAGGCCAGGGAGGAGGUGAGACAUGGGUGGGUGGUUGGCGGGAUGGGAGAGGGACAUGCUGCCGCUCUCGCUGCUGCGCGCGCUGGCCACCCCCCCAAAGGAGUCUCAGAGGUGCCUCCUGAGGAGGCGCAGGUUGCGGGCACUGGAGGGGCAGCAGGGAGCGGCGCUGCUGGUGUGGAGGGGGGAGAAGGGGGAGAGGGAGAGGCUGAAGGGGAGGCUGGGGGUGGGCAGGGGGGAGGAGAGGGGGAGAGCGGGAAGCUUGGGUUCGCAGAUGUGUUUCAAACGGCGUGGGGUGCUGGGGGGGAUGAAGAGGAGGAAGAGGAGGAGGACGAGGAGGAGGAUGGAGAGGAGGAGGAGGGAGAGAAAGAGGGAGAAGGGGAGGAAGGGAAGGGGGUGGUGGGAGGAGGAAUGGGCGCCGGAGAAAUGGUUUCCUCUGCAGCCACCGCACGGCCGUCACCACAGGGCAAGCGCGGUGAGAGGAAGAGCGGGGCGGCAGCAGCAGUGGAUGCGCUGCUGGGGGCGGGCAGGGGGGCGUUUGGCAGCCUCGAGUGGUGGACUGCUGGCUCGGGCCUGGGGCUGCUGGGUGCUGCGCCGUCUGCUUCCCGCCCUGCUGCUUCCAAGGAAGGCCAUGCAUGGGCGUGGGCAGUGACAGACGGCAUACCGGAUCUGGACCGAGAGUUCGCCACCAUCGAGCCCGACAUGGCCAUGACCUUCCCUUUCCAGCUUGACACCUUCCAGAAAGAGGUGCGGACAUAG